Messenger RNA from Candidula unifasciata, 342 nucleotides. NCBI's taxonomy places the organism in Eukaryota, Metazoa, Mollusca, Gastropoda, Stylommatophora, Geomitridae. The record is from the annotation of a GenBank genome assembly.
AUGAGAAAUUGUACUUUAUUUUUUAUUUUUGCUGUGUUUUUCAGUUAUUUAUUAUUAUGUUACAAUCGGAGAAAAAUAUAUGCAAUCAAAAUUGUUCUAAAUUAUAUUUAUGUCAAAGAAUGUUCAUUAAAAAAAUGGAGCCAGACUCCCAAGUCAGCCCAGCUGAAAAUGUGCACCAGGUCACUUCUGGGAAGUAAAUGUGCACCAGGUCACUUCUGGGAAGUAAAUGUGCACCAGGUCACUUCUGGGAAGUUAAUGUGCACCAGGUCACUUCUGGGAAGUAAAUGUGCACCAGGUCACUUCUGGGAAGUAAAUGUGCACCAGGUCACUUCUGGGAAGUAA